Molecule: messenger RNA, 2540 nt
Organism: Oncorhynchus keta (chum salmon)
Lineage: Eukaryota; Metazoa; Chordata; Actinopteri; Salmoniformes; Salmonidae
Product: UBX domain-containing protein 6-like
Exons: 12
Coding region: 297-1691 (464 amino acids)
Cellular component (GO): cytoplasm
Molecular function (GO): protein binding
Source: RefSeq, a predicted model, not a curated record
CUUUCUUUCGGUGUUUCCACUAGAUAGCAUAGCCACAAAGUCCAAAUGUGCUAUAUCGUAAAAAUGUAUGAAAAGAAAAUGUGCGUUUUGAUCUUAAUUUACGGUUAGGAAUAAGGUUAAAAAAUGGUUCAAUGUUAGGUUUAAAAUCACAUUUAAGAAUACAUUGUCGAAAUAGGCGGAGCAGGACUUUGUGGCUGGGGUAACAACCCUUGCAUUUUGAUGUAAAGAAUAUACUAAGCUUUUCUCAUUCAGUUGUGCUGUGUUUCAGGUUAUUUUAUUGUGAAAAACAGUAAACAAUGAAGAAAUUUUUCGAGGACAUAAAGAAAGAUAUAAAAUUCAAGUCAGCGGGGCCUGGAAAGAAACUCGCAGAAGGCGGCAGCUCCAAGCCCCGAGUGGUGCAGAACAGUGGCCCUGCCAAGCCCCGUCAUGCUGCUCCCACUGAAGGAGCUCAGAAGGCAGGGGCUGCAGCUCUGGCCAGGAUUGAGGGGCAGCCACGCCCACGGGCACAAACCUCACAGGAUGCCAUCCGGCUCCAGGUGAAAAGAGAGCUUGAGGCAGAAGCUGCAGCAGUAGCAGCGACCGAGAAGGAAAAGAUAACAGCUGUUGAGGGCUCUAGUGUUAAGGAUCCGGCAUUUCUCUCAGUAACAGGUGUGUAUUUCACCUGCCCGCUUACUGGAGCCACCUUAACUAAGAGCGAGAGAGAAGUGCACAUUAAAGAGGCCAUUUUCAUGCGGUUUGAAGAGGACGCAGUGGAGGCUUCCAUAAUGAUGGUUCAUACCUUCAACAAGGACAGGGAGAAAGUCAAGGCUGCAGUGGACAUCAUAAGCAAGUACAUUGAAAACAUCUGUAAGAACCCCACAGAGGAGAAGUACAGGAAGAUCAAACUCAGUAACAAGGUGUUCCAGAAGGUGAAGACUGUGGAGGGCAGUCGGGAGUUCUUGCAGGCUGUGGGCUUUCAGAGCAUCAUGCUGGAUGUGGAGGGACAGGAGGAGAGUGAAGAGUUCCUGGUGCUGAUGGAGCAUGACCCAGAGGCCCUGGAGGUGAUGAAGGAGAGUAUGGACCGGCUGCAAAGGGGAGAGCCAGUCAGAGCCCAGCUGGACCACCAGCCCCAGACCUUCAGACCCUCCCCCAACGCCAUGCGUUUCGAACUACCCCCAGAGUUCUACAACCUCACUGCAGAGGAGCUCAAGAGGGAGCAGCAGCAAAAGAGCGAGGCGGUGGAGAAGAACACCAUGCUGCGUACCAAAGCCAUGCGGGAGAGAGAGGAGCAGAGGGAGAGGAGGAAGUACAACUACACCCUGCUGAGAAUACGACUGCCUGAUGGAAACAUACUGCAGGUCAUUGGCAGCAGAGAACUGGAAGGAAAGGCGGCCAAAGGAGGUGUUGGCUUUGGAGAUGACCAGCGAGAUAUACCUGCUGGAGCGCGUGCUACGGGCACCUUCCUGGCCUGGGACAAGGUAUCUGUGCUCUUCCAGUUUGUGCGGGACUCCCUGGUGGACGGCUGGCAGCCCUUUGAGUUGGUGGCGCCAGGAGGACACAAACUCCGGGAGGCCCAAGAGUUGGCCCUGAAUGAAUGUAGCCUGGUCCCUGCGGUUCUGCUGACAUUUUCUUGGGAUGCCGCAGUGCAAGCGGACAUUUCUGCCGCUCUCCUCAAGCCAGUGCUACUGAAGAAUAUUCAAACCCUUGGCUGAACUGUCCCUGCAUCUCCACCUCCAUCCCUAAACCACAUUUCAAAGGCUGUAGAAAUACACAACUAAUCCUUUAAAGGAAACAUAAUGCCAAGCAGUGUUUUUUGUAUUGUACCUUGAAUGUAGGAUGAUCUGAAAUUGCUCCCGUACUCCUAGAGCUCAGCAUGGUAUGAGAUCCUGUUGCCAGUGUCACCCUUCUGCUCCGCAUCCUGCUUACACAACAAAUACUGACAUACAAUACUAGCUUUACAUAUGACCGAAUGGGUGGUGGUGACCAGACUGGUUGUCGAGUGCUAAGGUUUCAGUUGCUGUUCUUGUGAUCCAGACUAACUAGCUGUGGACCACAAUGUACAUUGGUUAAGCUAUUUUAUCUAAGAUUACUUGUAAUAUUCUAUUUGACCUCACUAACACUAAGGUUACAGCAGCAAGCUAUACCAGUACCUUAAAAGUGAAGGUUACUGGACAGAGCUCCUGAUGUUAGCUUUCUUUAUUGAAUGAGGGUUUUGUAAGUCAUUCAAUUGAGUCAUUUCCUAUUAUAUUUCAUUUCAGCAGCAUGGGAAUCUGAUUUUGGUUGGUUUGUACUGUAUGUAGUAACCAUUUUUUUUUUUGCUGCAGCUUAUCCCAGGUGAUGGCUGGAAUGACAACCUACCUCUCCUCACAGCUUCUGUGUGCGUUGAGGCGUAACCUCCAAUGUUUCAGUUCAGUCCAGACAUGAACAGCAGCGAUUAGCAAAUGUACUAAGAAAUAUUUUCCUAAACCUUGUUAAAGAAUAACUAGAAAAUGAAGGUCAUGCUCAGUCAUGUUUUGUUGCUUUUAAACCUGCCUGUAAUAAAGAUGAAUGUUGCAUCAAGA